Tachysurus vachellii is the source of this 2444-nucleotide messenger RNA. RefSeq names its product phosphorylated adaptor for RNA export (gene phax). The transcript is spliced from 5 exons. The record is from RefSeq and is a predicted model, not a curated record. Lineage: Eukaryota; Metazoa; Chordata; Actinopteri; Siluriformes; Bagridae. Gene Ontology annotation, cellular component: nucleus. Gene Ontology annotation, biological process: snRNA export from nucleus. Bases 278 to 1315 code for a protein of 345 amino acids.
CUUCCGGGUUAAAGAAAUGGCGGGUCACAAUAACAGAGACACAAUGGAGAAUCUAGAGGAUGGAGAAAUAAGUGGCUCUGAUUCAGAGACAGAAAUGCAUUCAAUUGACCGGCAGCAGUGUUGUGGGUAGGACCAAAACAGCAAAAGAAAUGGCAGCAUAAACAACAGGAAAGUAUUACCUUUUUACAUUUUCAAUGAACCUGUUUUAAUUCUUCUACAGCCACCUUCUGCCGGUGCUUUUUCAACCCAGCACUUCCAGAGCAGAGAUCGUCUACAGAUGGCUUCACAAGUCACUGGCUAUCGUAGCUCCAUCGCAACCGAAUCCAGUGAUAGUGACUCGGAAGAAGAGGCUGCACUGUGGAGGCGAAAGCGACAGAAGUGCACCAAUGUUCCCCAACCUGUGCCUCCGAUCGCUUUUGGAGGUACCAGCACUGUCAGAGGAGCUCCAUGCCGAAAAGUGAACAACAUCUGGGGCUCUGUGGUGCAAGAGCAAAGCCAGGAAGCUGUCGCAGCUGAGCUCGGCAUCAUGGGAAUGGAGGGGGGCGUAACUAUGGACAGCCGUCAGUGUGAGACCUACAACUACUUACUGGCGCGUAAAAUGAUGGAAAAGGAGAAGCAGGAAGAGGAGCAUGGCAUGGAGACCGUGCUGGAGGGGCAGCUAGAGGAAUACAUGCAGCACGGAGCACAGAAAAAUAGCGACGGACAUCUGAAGAGGAAGCGGCCAGUCAAGGAUAGGCUGGGUCCUCGAGCUGAGAUGGAUUUUAAAGGGCGAUAUGAGAUCACGGAGGAUGACCCUAAAGAUAAAGUGAUUGAUGAAAUAGCACACAGGUUAAUGGAGCCAAAGAAGGAGCUAAUAGAGCGUGUCGUGAAUGUGAUUGGCACAAAGAAAGCCAUAGAGCUUCUGUCAGAAACUGCAACAGUUGAACAAAAUGGAGGUCUAUACACAGUGGAUGGCAGUCGAAGGAGGACACCUGGAGGGGUUUAUCUGAAUUUGCUGAAGAAUACUCCUAGUAUUACUCACGAUCAGAUUAAGGAAAUAUUCCAUGAUGAGAACCAGAAAGAGUUUAACAACAAGAAGGCAAACAAGAAGGCAGCCAAGCAGAGGCAAAAAUACUUAACAGCCAAGAAAAUGAAACAAGCGAUCGGCACUUUGAACCUGCAGGAGCACGAUGACGUGUCUCGAGAAACGUUUGCCAGUGACACCAACGACGCUUUGGAGUCCCUGGAGGAUGGAGUCGAGGAGCAGGCUGAGUCUGCGCUGGGUACAGAGGAAUCUCCUGUAGUUUACAACUCGGUCGACCUGGAAGUCUUCUGAUGCCGCUGGUUGUCUUCAUGAGUGACUGUGUAGACAAUUAAAUGUCUAACGUGGGCUGAGCAGAUUAGAUUGCAUUUUAAUACAGUCAUUUCUUUCCCCUUGUCUGUCAUGUGAAGUUGAACAUGACAUGUUCUGACACUCUGUAUAAAGGCUGUGAUUGCGUGUGUGUGUGUGUGUGUGUGUGUGUGUGUGUGUGUGUGUGUGUGUGUGUGCAUGUUAACAAGCUCAGAAACUUUAGGCUGCUUUCACACAAGGUUUUUUCCCUGCUCAAGUUCUACAUGUAAUCUUAUGGGACGAAUGCAGGAUGUGAUGCUUUCACGCUGGAGCUCUUUCAAAAAUAAAAUAUAACUUUUUUUUCUCCAGCACUUUUUCAUUAAUCAGGUUUCAAUUCUGCACCGAGUGAGAAAAGUCAACAUGGAAGCCUGUGCUGGUAGAAAAAAAAUAUAUAUUUUUUUUUUCUUCAAAACUGAGUGUGUUGUUUCAUGAGCUAGAGAUGAUGAGAUGAACAAAGUUUGUGUCCGAUAAAUCUGGCUGAAUAGUGAUCUGGAUAGUGGUUCAGAAAAAGCCACUACAGGGUUUUUGUUUUGUUUUGUUUUUUUUAUGGUUUUUAAAAAAAAAAAAAAAAGCCAAGUGUGAAGGCAGCCUUAUUUGUGACACCUUUGCGUUUUGAGAGCUUUUAUGCAGUAUGUUGUUUAGUGCAUCCAUUUACAAUAGUGUUUUACUUGCCCACUCGUUUCCUAAUUCUUUUAGUAUUAAAUGGCUGUGCAGAUAAGUUAAAGCUACUAAUAUAUAUUCUGUUUGUUUUGAACGUCAUAGUACAAAGUAUAUACUUAAUACUAUGUGUAAAAGUAUUAACAGAUAUCAUGAUAUUAUGCCUAAGACAAAGCAACACUAUAAGCAUCUGUCCCAAUCUAGUAGUAAUGGUGCGUCAUCAUCUUGCACUUGUUCUGCCUGCCGGUGACUAACCACAUUGUCAAAUUUGUAUUUGUGAAAAAUGACUGUAUUCAGAUACACUAAGCAUUCAGAAUACUCAUCGUAUCGUGAGUGUUUUGGCGACGAAGAAAAUGUGUCAAAUUUUAUGUUUGCUACUGAAUCCUUAAUUUUAAAAUAAAGCUCUAUUUAGAAUCCA